Molecule: messenger RNA, 345 nt
Organism: Morchella importuna
Lineage: Eukaryota; Fungi; Ascomycota; Pezizomycetes; Pezizales; Morchellaceae
Exons: 1
Coding region: 1-345 (114 amino acids)
Source: RefSeq, a predicted model, not a curated record
AUGUCGAAUUACAAAUCAGAUGCAGAAUCUCUCCAGUCAAAGUACAAAGACACAACACCUCCCACGUGCUCGGAAACAUCCCAAAGAAUCAACACAGCCCUCGCGCGCAUCAUCGAGCUUGGAGCUAUUCUAGACCAAUAUUCCUCAGAGCCAGCCAACAAUGGCGGCUUCUUCGGCAAUAGAGACCAGCUCAUGAAGGCAUUUCAAGCAGUCCAGGCUUGUAAUAAGAGUCUCAUAAACAAGGGCGAUAGUGCUCGUCAUACGAUGGUGGACGAAAUUGUGAGUGUGGGUGGAGACUACUGUAGUACUAGCUUGGGGAAGCUAGGAUUUGGGAGCCCUCAAUAG